Messenger RNA from Mucor velutinosus, 255 nucleotides. RefSeq lists its product as uncharacterized. NCBI's taxonomy places the organism in Eukaryota, Fungi, Mucoromycota, Mucoromycetes, Mucorales, Mucoraceae. The transcript has a single exon. Gene Ontology annotation, biological process: uridine catabolic process. The record is from RefSeq and is a predicted model, not a curated record. Bases 1 to 255 code for a protein of 84 amino acids. Gene Ontology annotation, molecular function: uridine phosphorylase activity. Gene Ontology annotation, cellular component: cytosol.
AUGAAAGAGCACAUUUCCAAUGCCAAUUUCCCUAGAGAUGAAGAAGACAGAGUAUACCACAUUGGCGUGAAGCUUGGUGAUGUUGCUAACCGUGUUCUCACUGUGGGUGAUCAUGUUCGCGCAAGAAAAAUUGCCAAGCUGCUAGACUCUGAAGAAGAAACUGGACAUCCCAUCUUUGAAAGAACCAGCCAACGUGGCUUUCUCACCAUUACGGGAAGAUAUAAAGGUGUUCCUGUAUCCAUCAUGGCAAUGUAA